Molecule: messenger RNA, 729 nt
Organism: Lobosporangium transversale
Lineage: Eukaryota; Fungi; Mortierellomycota; Mortierellomycetes; Mortierellales; Mortierellaceae
Exons: 4
Coding region: 1-729 (242 amino acids)
Source: RefSeq, a predicted model, not a curated record
AUGGCAUUCUUGAGAUAUGCUUUCAUUCACUUCUUGAGGUUUGGUUUUAAGGCCUUUACUGUGUCGGGAAAUAGCGAUCAUAAGGACAAUUGCAAAGUGCGUCCUUUGGCUGUGAUGCUAAAAGCAGAGACGUCGCUGUUGUACUAUGUGCUCCUUCAUUUAGAGCAAACAACACAGUCGAUGAGGUAUUUUGUUUUGCAUGCAUCCUCAGGAGUGUUCGGCUCGGCCAACUACAGUCAAAGUAGGGACACCGCUAUCGAAGCUGCGUUAUCCUUCGUUUGGAGCGACGAUGCAGCUGAUGAAAGCCUCUACUGGCUUGCAAGUAAUGUUUCAUUAUUUGUAAGCAUCUGUUUGGCUUACUGCCCGAGGUUUAAUGCGCGCCACCAGAAUCAGAGCGUUUUGCUUCAGAUUGCGAGAUGUGAUACUCUCCACAAGCAGAUCUUCUUUAACUUCUAUGGGGCUGCUAGUGGUAUUGCUGUAGUCUUGCGGCGGUUUGCGUAUGACUACAAAGACCGGCGUGAUAACUCAAAGAGGCGUUACUGUUGGAUGCAUCAGAUGCGAUUGAGCUAUAUACUCCAUCAAGGGGAGAGGGAAAAGACGAAUUGCAUUCCUCUUACACAGGCGAACCAGAUGUUCAAAAGAAAACGCGCUAGUUGGGACUUCAAAAGGAGCCACUAUGGAGUUGACUCUCCCUGCGUCCGGGGGCUAAGUCAAUUGCGCCACCGUUGA